This is a messenger RNA of Mytilus trossulus (common blue mussel), 1817 nucleotides long. RefSeq lists its product as uncharacterized. The transcript has 2 exons. The record is from RefSeq and is a predicted model, not a curated record. NCBI's taxonomy places the organism in Eukaryota, Metazoa, Mollusca, Bivalvia, Mytilida, Mytilidae. Bases 267 to 878 code for a protein of 203 amino acids.
AGAGUGUUUUUUGAUAUUUUGUUAGGAAAAAAAAGAGAUUUAUUUCCUUUUAUACUGAUAUUGUUCAAGUUAAAAGGAUUUCAAGUAAAGACGGAUUUCUUUUAUCAAUAUUUUCUUAGAAAUCAGGUAUAUGAUAAAACUACCUGUACAUGUAGUCAUGCUUACAACAUUCAAAAAGAAGGGCACAAGAUGAAAUUCUGAAUUAUGACUAACUAAUUAACAUUUUCAGUCUUCUUUUAAGCAGGUAUUCUGAGUAGGAUGUUGAAAUGGGAAAUUGUUUAAAAUGCCAUCGAGUUCAUGACUAUUCAGAAGCCAGUUUUCCAACCGAAAACAUGCGUUCGGAACUGUUCUUAUCGGAGGGAAGUUUGGUGAGCUGUGGUUCAAAUUGUUCCCAAAGUACUGUAAAUGAACCAUCAAUGUUUUCUUUUAAAAGUGGGAUAAAAACCAAUAAUGUGUACUUCGAAAAUGACGUAUGUAUUAUUUGUUUAGAUAAGUACGAUGACCAAGUACACAAUCCAUUGAUUUUGCCUUGUGGACACAUGUUCUGUGCAGUUUGUAUUAGAAUGAUGGCUAAGAAAAGACGAUUCAAAUCGGUCAGAUGUCCAGUGGAUAGAGAGAAACAUCAUAUAACAAAAGAUGUUUCUUGCGCAGACACCUCUUUACGGACUUUUGAUACAGAAGCACAAACAUUACAUAUGAGUGACAUCCUUUCAUUCAGAGAUAUUGAUUCAUCAUUAAAUGACCAGCAAAUACAAUGGAACCAACAUACAAUAGAAUAUUUGGAUUCAUGGUAUGCCCAUGGCUUACAACAAUCACAAGAACUGUCAUCAUGGGAACCAAAUGAGCACCAUACGCUGUUUAGUUAUUGGGAAAGAUAAAUAUUCAGAACAACCAGAAUCGUAGAGUAGCAUUGGUGUUGUUCAACAAUCAUUAAGAGCAGUUUCAGUGCUUAAAACAAACAUACAAAUAAUAGUCAUUUUGCUUAUAUCUACCUCUAUUUUCAUGAUAUUUCCAUCAUUGUAUGAACAUUUUUUUUUCUCCUACAACAUUUACCUACGAAUAUCAUAGAAUGAUCCAUGUAAUAUUUUCUAUUUAUUCUGAGUCACUUUUGUAUCUCACUUAAAUGGAAUGAGAAUGUACGUGCAUUCCUUUUUCAAGCGAUAUCUAACAAGUUGCUAAACCCAAAUGUUCAGCUGUGGGAUGGAGAGAAGAUUUCAAAAAUGAAUAUUCAGUCUUGAUAAGAACUGAAACAAAAUUACCAUGCCCAAAAUUCAGUUUUCUCAAAAUAUUUUCCCCCAGGUGGUCCUAAAAGAAAAUCUACAGGUCUUCACUGUCAUUUUUAUUGCAAAGAAAAACAAAAAAUGUGUUGGUCUAUUGCAAAAUUUGGUGGGGAAAAUCUUCGGUUCACCACUUUCCAAGAACUUUGCCAAAACAUCAUGAAAAUGUAUAUCUUGUACACCAAAAUGCAGGAAAUGUGUGUCUCCCAAAAGGUGAAAACAAAUAUUCAGUCAGAAAAAACUCAACUUGAACGUGUCCCGAUUUAUCGUGUCACUUAUUCUGAUAGUCAGUGAUAUGAGGCUUUGGUGUGCUUUCUCAUUUUCACAAUCUCAGUGAUCCCUUAACACCGAACAGACUUAAAAAUCAAUUGCAAACUGUUGUUUUUAUUUGUUAUCUCAUAUUGACUGCUUAAGUUAAAAUAAAAUGUAAUAAUAGAACAAGUUUUAUUUUAUUAUUGUAUCGCAUAUUGAUAACUUACAUAAUACAAUAACAUAAUAAAAAAAGGACAUUAAAACAAGCAAUACCCAGCCAUUGAGACA